AUCCAAAUUUCUAGGUGUGUGAUUGCUUGUCCAAUAAACCCCACCCCACCCCACCACUAGAUUCUACAAUGCUGAUAGCUUCCACAACCAUCCCACCACCUUACCCUCUUUCCUCCUCCGCCCCACCCACCACCACAAACCACCAUGCUCACCACCUUCUCUCCCUCCUCAACCAAUGCUCCUCAAUGACAGAGCUCAAACAAAUCCACGCCCAAACCCUCCGCACAACCCCAACCCACCACCCCAAACACCUCCACUUUCUUUACAGCAGAAUCCUCCACUUCACAUCUUCUACCAACAUUCACUAUUCUCUCAAAAUUUUCUCCCAAAUUCAAGACCCUAAUUCAUUUAUCUGGAACACCCUUAUCAGAGCUUGUGCUAGUAGCAAUUCCCACAAAAAACUAGCCUUUCAGCUUUACCAUGACAUGUUGAAUGAAGGGUUUGUUAUCCCUGAUAAACACACUUUCCCCUUCGUUCUUAAAGCUUGUGCUUACUUGUUUGAUGAAUUUGCAGGAAAACAAGCUCAUGCCCAUGCUGUGAAACUUGGGUUUGGGUCUGAUGUGUAUGUAAAUAAUAGUUUGAUUCAUUUCUAUGCGUCUUGCGGGUAUUUGGAUUGUGCACAGAAAGUGUUCGAUGAAAUGCCUGAACGAAGUGUUGUGUCGUGGAAUGCGAUCAUUGACGCAUUGGUUCGUUCCAGGGAGUUUGAUACUGCAUUGAGGUUGUUUAGAGAGAUGCAGGGUUGGUUUGAGCCGGAUGGGUAUACAUUACAGAGCAUCAUAUCAGCUUGUGCUGGUUUAGGAGCUUUGUCUUUAGGUGUUUGGGCUCAUGCUUAUGUUUUGAGGGUUCGUGAUGGUAAGUUGGGUACUGAUGUUCUAAUGAAUAAUUCAUUGGUAGAGAUGUAUUGUAAAUGUGGGAUGUUAGAUUUGGCUAAGCAGGUUUUUAACAGGAUGGUUAAACAUGAUGUUAAUUCAUAUAAUAACAUGAUUUUGGGACUUGCAAUGCAUGGCAAGUCUGAAUUAGCCCUAAAACAUUUUGAAGAUAUGACGAAUGGCGAGGGACUAAAGCCGAAUGCAAUCACAUUUGUUGGAGUUCUGAGUGCGUGUAAUCAUGGCGGCAUGGUUGAAAUAGGUCGUAAGUAUUUUGACAAGAUGGUAAGAGAUUACUCCAUAGAACCUCGAGUAGAGCACUAUGGAUGCUUGGUUGAUCUUCUUGCUCGAGCAGGAUUAAUAGAAGAAGCUUUAGACAUUGUUUCAAACAUGCACAUGAAACCAGAUGUGGUAAUAUGGAGAAGUAUUCUUGAUGCUUGUUGCAAGAAAAAUGUAGGCAUACAACUUAGCGAACAAGUCUUUGAGAAGAUCCUUGAAUCAGAGGGAGUUACUUCCACCACCUCCAGUGGUGUUUAUGUGCUUCUUUCCAGAAUUUAUGCGUCGGCUUCCAAAUGGAAUGAAGUUGGUCUAAUAAGAAAGUUGAUGAGUGAUAAAGGAGCAAGGAAAGAACCUGGGUGUAGUUCCAUGGAAAUAGAUGGUGUUCAUCAUGAAUUUUUCGCAGGGGACACUUCUCACUCUCAAACGAAGGACAUAUACCGGGUUCUGGAUGUGAUAAAUGAGAGACUUCACUCAGUAGGAUAUAAACCCGACAUUUCACAGGCACCAUUAGUGGAUGAUGAAGAUGAAGAUCAAAAACAACAUGCUCUUAAGCUGCACAGUGAAAGACUUGCCAUUGCUUUCGGGCUUCUAAAUCAGAAACCCGGUGUACCCAUUCGCAUAUUCAAAAACCUUCGUGUCUGCAAUGACUGCCAUGAAGUCACCAAACUCAUCUCUGAUAUCUUUGAUGUUGAGAUCGUUGUGAGAGAUCGAGCUCGAUUUCAUCACUUCAAAGAUGGCUCUUGUUCAUGCGCGGAUUACUGGUAACAUUUGAUCUACUUGAUGCAAUUUGUACACACUGUAUAGUAUUUCAGUUAGUAAUCUGAAAUAACAAACAGAGAACAUUCUGGUAGCGACUUUUUUUUCGUGGCUUGAACUAGAUACAAGUGAAAUAUAAAGACACCGGCUUAAUGCUGAUUUAUUUA
This is a messenger RNA of Spinacia oleracea (spinach), 2068 nucleotides long. RefSeq names its product pentatricopeptide repeat-containing protein At1g59720, chloroplastic/mitochondrial. Lineage: Eukaryota; Viridiplantae; Streptophyta; Magnoliopsida; Caryophyllales; Amaranthaceae. The record is from RefSeq and is a predicted model, not a curated record. Gene Ontology annotation, biological process: RNA modification. Bases 69 to 1910 code for a protein of 613 amino acids. The transcript has a single exon. Gene Ontology annotation, molecular function: RNA binding; protein binding; zinc ion binding.